This is a messenger RNA of Alosa sapidissima (American shad), 863 nucleotides long. RefSeq names its product chymotrypsin-like protease CTRL-1. The record is from RefSeq and is a predicted model, not a curated record. Gene Ontology annotation, molecular function: serine-type endopeptidase activity. NCBI's taxonomy places the organism in Eukaryota, Metazoa, Chordata, Actinopteri, Clupeiformes, Clupeidae. Gene Ontology annotation, biological process: proteolysis. Bases 16 to 804 code for a protein of 262 amino acids. The transcript is spliced from 7 exons.
UGCGUACACACUACGAUGGCCAUGCUUUGGAUCGCCAGCUGUUUCGCCCUCGUGGUGUCUGCCCUGGGCUGUGGGGUUCCCUCCAUCAAGCCCCAGGUGAGCGGCUACAACAAGAUCGUCAACGGAGAGAACGCCGUGUCCGGCUCCUGGCCCUGGCAGGUGUCUCUUCAGCAAUCUAAUGGAUUCCACUUCUGUGGAGGUUCUCUGAUCAACCAGUACUGGGUCCUCACUGCUGCCCAUUGCCGUGUCAGUGCCUCUCACCGCGUGGUCCUUGGGGAGCACGACCGCGGCUCCUCUGCUGAGCCCAUCCAGGUCAAGAGCAUCGCCAAGGUCAUCUCCCACCCCUACUACAAUUCCAACAACUUCAACAAUGACAUCACGCUGCUGAAGCUGUCCAGCCCCGCCCAGCUGACGUCCCGCGUCUCGCCCGUCUGCAUGGCCUCCUCCAGCGCCAGCUUCCCCGCCGGCAUGCGCUGCGUCACCACCGGCUGGGGCAAGACCGGCUCCACCUCGAGCCCCCGUAUCCUGCAGCAGACCGCCCUGCCUCUGCUCAGCACUGCUCAGUGUAGACAGCACUGGGGCAGCAACAGGAUCACCGACGCCAUGAUCUGCGCCGGAGCCUCUGGAGUCUCCUCCUGCCAGGGUGACUCUGGCGGACCUCUGGUGUGUGAGAGCGGAGGCGUGUGGUCCCAGGUUGGCAUCGUGUCCUGGGGCACCAGCAACUGCAAUGUGCGCAGCCCUGCCGUCUACGCCCGCGUGUCUUACCUGCGCAGCUGGAUCGACCAGACCGUCGCCCGCAACUAGAGCUGAAGCCUCUGGAGCUGAGAGAAGAUGUACUAUAGACUGUAACAAUAGUCAUUAAA